AGUAAUUUUAAGUUUCCACCGUUUUCCUUGAUUUUGUUCUUAUCUCUUUCAAGAUGAAGUUUUUUGGUAGACGGUCCCCUCAACUUGUCUGUGCACUUGUAAUUUUACUGCAUGCGGGAAGUGCUGCUGGAUUCAAUUCAACAUCCGGAGCUGCUGGGGUUAGGUGCAUAGAGAGGGAAAGACAAGCGCUACUCAUGUUUAAACAAAGUCUGGUUGAUGAGCAAGAUGUGCUUUCCACAUGGGGAAGUGAAGAACGGAGGAAGGAUUGUUGCAGCUGGACAGGAGUUAAAUGUAGCAACAGAAUUGGGCACGUAAUUUGGCUUGAUCUUCAUGAAAAAUCUUUAAGUGGUACGCUGAGUCCUUCUCUGUUUGAAUUGCAGUAUUUAACUUAUUUAAACCUCAGUUGGAAUGAUAUUGGUUCUAUACGCAUUCCAGAGUCAAUUAGUUCACUCAAGCAAUUAAAAUAUCUUGACCUUUCUGUUAAUAGUGUUGAUAAUCUUGAGUGGCUCUCUCAUCUUUCUUUUUUGAAAUACCUUGAUCUGAGUGGAAUCGACCUUCGUAAGGUUAAUAACUGGCUGCAGGUGGUUAAUAAGCUUCCUCAUCUAACCAACCUGCAACUCAAUUCCUGUAAUCUUCUAGAUAUCAUUCCUCAACCUCUCCCCAUGAACAAUACUUCUACUUCUCUUGCUGUCCUUGAGUUAUCAUAUAAUAACUUGACCGCUACAAUGUUCCAAUGGCUUUUCAACUUUAGCAACACCCUUGUCUAUCUCGACCUAUUUCAUAAUCAGUUACAAGGUUUGAUUCCAGAAGCUUUUGGUAACAUGAUUUUCCUAGAAGAACUAUAUCUCGGGGCUAAUCUAUUUGAAGGUGGGAUUCAAAAAUCCUUUGGCAACAUGUGCAAAUUAAGGCUUCUAUACCUGUCAUAUAACAAUCUCAAAGGAAUGCUUCCUGAGUUCUUUGGUAACUUAUCCGGAUGUCUAGAACUUACCUUAGAGACUUUGUCCAUAUAUGAUAACAAAUUCAUGGGACCUUUACCCAAUGCAAUUAGAAACUUUUCAUCAUUGAAGGAGUUGUAUCUUGCAUUCAAUAGACUAAAUGGGACUGUGCCCAACUGCAUCGGACUCUUGUCCGAGCUUGAGACAUUUCAUAUCAGUGGAAAUUCUUUUAAUGGGGUGAUCACUGAGAGGCACAUUUCUCAAAGCUCUUCAAGUCCAAAAUUUCCAAAAUGGUUACAGACUCAAAGAAACUUCAUGAUUCUUGAUAUCUCUAGGAACGAAAUUUCAGAUAGCAUCCCCGACUGGUUUUGGGAAAUAUCUUCUGGAGCAGAUCAGAUCAAUAUUUCUAGCAACCGCAUCUAUGGAAUUCUACCAUAUUUCUCAAUGAAGUUUUCUGGUUAUCCUUUGAAAGAUUUGAGUCAUAAUAAGUUGGAGGGUCCAUUACCACUAUUUCCUGCUAAUAUGUCGUCAUUAUCACUCUUCAACAAUGGGUUUUCUGGGAAUAUUUCUUCUCUCUGUUCUGUAACUGGUAACACAUUUCAGUUGCUUGAUAUCUCGUUCAAUCAACUAUCUGGAGAGCUUCCUGAUUGCAUGGCAAGUUGGUCAAAUUUAAAGAUUCUAAAUUUGGGUCACGCGCAUUUAUUUGGGAAAGUUCCAAGCUCUAUUGGAUCUCUUAACAUGCUUGAAACGACUAGUGCCAGACUGGAUUGGAGGAAGAUUGGGAACCUAACCUACCUUCUCCUUAGAUCCAAUAAUUUCUACGGAGAUAUCCCCUUACAGAUAUGCCAAUUGACAAAAAUGAUGGUGCUGGACUUCUCUAACAACACACUCUGUGGAAACAUACCAUGGUGCAUUCAUAAUAUGACUGCCUUGACCAGAAAGGAGAAUUUGGUUGGAGCAGAAAAUGAAUUUGCAAAAAAUCUCAGGAAUCUGAGGCUCAUUGACCUUUCAAGCAACAAUUUAACAGGAGAAAUUCCACAACAGAUAUGUAGUCUCUUUGAACUGAUGCAAUUGCAUUUGUCAAGAAAUCAAUUAACGGGAGGGAUUCCAGCAAAUAUCGGACAAAUGAGAAGCUUAGAAUCACUUGAUCUGUCACGAAACCAGCUUUCAGGCCAGCUUCCUUCAAGCAUGUCCCAGUUAAGUUUUCUCAGUAUAUUGAACUUGUCAAAUAACAACUUUUGUGGGAGAAUCCCGUUGGGCACCCAAUUGGAGAGCUUUCCUGCUUAUGCAUUUGCUAAUAAUUAUGCACUAUGUGGGCCUCCGCUAACACCAACAUGUCCGGAAGAUGAGAUACCUUUCUCUGGUGGUGGUAGAGAUAUCCAGGAUGAUGGGGACGAAUUCUGGAAAGGGUUUAAACCCAGCAUGGAACUCGGGAUGGCUUUUGGAUUUUUGGGAGUUCUGGCGUUAAAGUUGGAUCAUCCAUGGAAACAUGUCUGUAUCUUGCUAUUUAACUACAUGAAGAUCACCCUCAACAACUUGAAAGCCUACCUCUGUUUGAUUGUUGCAGCACUUGGUUUGGUGGUAACGGUAAAUGCUACCAGAUUGUGAAGAAAGUUGAGGUUUUAAGACCCAUCACUCUUUCUGUAGGGCGUGGAGACGUGGGUAUGUAUAAUGUUUGUUUAUGCUACCUUGUUGAUUAAAAGCAUUACUUCAUU
Molecule: messenger RNA, 2650 nt
Organism: Rubroshorea leprosula
Lineage: Eukaryota; Viridiplantae; Streptophyta; Magnoliopsida; Malvales; Dipterocarpaceae
Source: the annotation of a GenBank genome assembly